AUGGCGAUCGAGGUCGCCCACAAUCCCCUUAUUUCUAACCAGAAAUCUACAGACAGCGGACUCCAGGUAGCGCUUCAUCCUCUAGUGCUUCUCACAAUAUCCGAUUACAUUACAAGGCAUACUCUUCGACAGCAGACUGGUCCGAUAGUGGGAGCUCUGCUGGGGGAGCAGAAUGGUAGAGAAAUUACAAUCGAACAUGCAUUUGAUUGCCGCCUUGUGGAGGUAGAAGGCGAUAUUGUCCUGCACAAGGCAUGGUUCGAAGAAAGACUACAGCAGAUAAAGGAUGUACACAAAGUACCAGCUCUUGAUCUGGUAGGUUGGUAUACCAUAUUACCUACAUCAGGUCCCCAACCUGCCCAUCUUCCAGUUCAUCGACAGAUCCUAAACGAGUUCAACGAAUCGGCAAUUCUUCUUGGAUUUCAUCCAUCAGCAGUCGUUGAUGGACCAGUUGGGGGCAAGCUGCCUAUCACGAUCUACGAGAGUAAUUACGAAGCGGAGGAGAUAACACCCGAUGGAGGAGAGGACAAGGAAAUGACAGAUGGGGAGCCACUACUGGGUCUGCGAUUUAAGGAGCUUCCAUAUACCAUUGAAACAGGGGAGGCUGAGAUGAUCGGUAUCGAUUUUGUAGCUCGAGGAGGCGGUAAUGCAACAGCUGUGGAUGGAACCGUUGCUGUCGAGAAGCCCGCAUCAUCCCCAGAGAAACCCAAGGGCAAAGGGACGAUACGUGCUGCGAAAAAGUCAGACGACCAAGAAGUCGGAGCUUCGAAGAGCGAGGAUCAGCACAUCCUGUCUCGUGAAGAUGAAGAAUUAAUUGCGUCUUUGACCACCAAGGCAAAUGCGAUUAAGAUGCUACGAAGUCGGAUCGACCUGAUAUCGGUCUACCUUCGGAAUCUGCCGCCUUCAUACAUAUCGAGUUCGGUCCCAGAAGGAGUUGAGCCGGACGAUCAAAAGUACACCCCUGUCAACCACUCUGUCCUCCGUUCCAUCCAAGCGCUACUCACCCGUCUAAGCCUGCUUAUUCCUGCAGACAGUGCCGCUUUCGAACAGGAGCUAUUAUCCGAGCAGAACGACGUCAACUUAGUGUCCUUACUGAGCACCAUAACCAACAGCAUUAAAGACGUUAGAGAAAUUGGGAAGAAGUCCGCCGUCAUCGAAGCCGGAAAGAGCAGUAAAAAUAAAGGCAGUCAGGGAAUAUGGGAUGGGCAAGGCUCUGGAGUCUCAGGCGUUGGUGACUUGCUUUCUUGA
Glarea lozoyensis ATCC 20868 is the source of this 1245-nucleotide messenger RNA. RefSeq lists its product as uncharacterized. The coding region runs from base 1 to 1245 and encodes 414 amino acids. Gene Ontology annotation, molecular function: protein binding; metallopeptidase activity. Lineage: Eukaryota; Fungi; Ascomycota; Leotiomycetes; Helotiales; Helotiaceae. The transcript is spliced from 2 exons. The record is from RefSeq and is a predicted model, not a curated record. Gene Ontology annotation, cellular component: COP9 signalosome. Gene Ontology annotation, biological process: protein deneddylation.